UUGUUUAGUGAAUUUGUGAUACUCUAAACAUCCUGAAAUUGAAGUGUAAUUCAUCAAAAUGAUAACAUUUUUUUCAUAUUAAAAUUUAUGUUAAUGCUCGGUCCAUUCUACGUACAUAUUCAUCCGUAAAAGAAAGCAAUAUUAGCGUGAUAAUUACAUUCGUAUGUGUGGAUAUUGAUACAUCUACUUUGUUUUGAUAUUUAAAACUAUAACCUUUUACUUAACAUAUUUGUCUGAUAAGUUUUUACACAUGUACGGUAAUAGAACAGUGUUCUUUAAUUAAUAUUCCAUAUCGUAGUUGUAAGAGGCAUGUGUGUGAAUGAAUACACAAAAUGUCUUUGCCAGCUAAAGUUAAUAAAGAAAACUUUCGACUUUUGGACCUUUCUAGUGAUGAAGAAUCGGAGGAUUUGCAGUUAGAAAUAAUACCAAAUAGAAAAAAGAAAAUAACAAGAAAAGAGAGAAAUCGUACAGUACCACCCAAGGAACCAAAUGUUGGUUCGGAAGUGCAAUGUGCCUUAAAAUGGGCUGUGCGAGGCACCCUCUUGUUGUGGCUUCUGAUGCUAACAUGGAUUUGUGCAGCGCUUUAUGACCAAGUGUCCAUCAUGAAGCUAGAUAUUGCAAAAGUAUCAACGAGCAGCGACAGCGUUGGUGAUGCGCUACAGGUGUGCCACAGCGCCGCCAAGGAGUUGCGAGCGAACGCGACCAGCUUGCAUGAGCGGCUGACGAGGCUGGAAGGAGAGCAUGCUGAGCUGGCUCGGCGUGCGCAACAGACCGCCGUAGAACUGGCCUCAGUUGCCGACCAGUUAGCCGCCGCGCCCAAGCUAGCUGAUACUCCGCGCCGACUUGCCGAGCUGCAGCGGACUGUCGGCGAUAUUGGCUCGCAGAUAAAUAGUUUCGAAGGCGCGUUAAACUCAGCUCGUAAAUUAGCGUUGACGGCCACGACAGGUGUGGAUGAGGUGAAAACCUCUCUACACCAGCUUGAGCUAAGAAGUAAUGAGACCAUUGCCAACGUCACCAGCAACACCAAAAAGGAUGAUGACCUCAAGGAACAAGUUGCUACACUCAAUGCAACGCUCCUCAGCAAAGUCAAUAACCUUGAAUCGAGGAUAGAGGAGUUUAAUAAGCCAGUAAAUACUUCGGUCCCGACUCCCACGUCUACAUCUACGUCUACAACCAGUUCUACGAGCACCACCACAACUCAGACUCCAGGGCCUCCGGUGAAACCGCCCAUUUUACGACACUGAAAAGCAAUAUUCCGUAUUGCAAACAAGUUUUAGUGAUAAUGAUUGCUCACUAUCUUGUCUCAAGUAACAGCAAUACGUCCUCAAGACAAUUUUAUAAAUAAGGCAAAAAAUUAUCGUUUAAAAAAAUACCCUCCAUGUUUUAGGCGUAUUGAAAUCUAUAGAAAGGAACUUGUUAGUGAUUGUGUAAAUUUUGAAGCGAACGGAAAAUAAGAAGGCAUUUAUUUAGAUGUACUACAUCGAAGUUUGUCAGUGUCGGAAUAUCAACGAGCUAACGACGAACUGGGGUAAACAGUGAUAACUCGAUUUGAUACCAUUGUAAAUAUUUAUAAUGACUUUACAUAGUUUAAUUUGGACAUACGUGAUGUUAUAAUGUGGUCACACUGAGUGUUAUUGUCAGCAAAUGUGUGAGUUACGAAAAUAAAUUAUUGUUAUA
Papilio xuthus (Asian swallowtail) is the source of this 1677-nucleotide messenger RNA. The record is from RefSeq and is a predicted model, not a curated record. NCBI's taxonomy places the organism in Eukaryota, Metazoa, Arthropoda, Insecta, Lepidoptera, Papilionidae.